Molecule: messenger RNA, 2674 nt
Organism: Phoenix dactylifera (date palm)
Lineage: Eukaryota; Viridiplantae; Streptophyta; Magnoliopsida; Arecales; Arecaceae
Source: RefSeq, a predicted model, not a curated record
GUGCAAGUUGUGGAAGCCCCAGAUGCUGUGAGAAACAUGGUGUCAUUCUCUGCCUUCGGUUUCCUUGAUGGAGAAGUAUCCUUAAAAGGUCUUUAUAACUGAAACAACUUAAGACCAUUUGCCACAUGACUCUAUAAGACUUCCUUUGCAUUCAAUUAAUCAAAGUCAGUCUUGAAUUCCCAAGGAUCAUCAAGAACAUAUAUCAACUCUAACUUUUGUUGAAGCAUGAUAUAUGGUUAAGAUAAUCAUGACAUUUUAAAUGUUUCAGAUUGUUGCGAGCAAACUGUAAGUGAAACUAAUUUCAGAAGGGGUGCGGGUAUCUGAGAGAAUGCCGAGAUUCGUGCAAACAGUAAUGCACGCAAGAGCAAACUCUUCCCGUAAGCAUCCGUGAGGCCGUGCCCGUUAAAAAGUGCUGCGAACAUUUCUUACAAUGUCCGACGUGGCAGUCGUUCAUUAUUCGGAUUUGCUGCAUGGUACUCUGCACCGAUCACAGCAAAUGUCUCGUGGGCCCCGCCAGAACGUGUGGUCAUAAGCUGCGUUACGGUUCGCAGCAAAUCGAAGAAUCCACAACUCAUCAGCUCACCAAAGUUCUUUCUCUAGGCUAAUAAUGGCGCCACGUAAUCAUUUCCGCCAUAUACACGUGGCAACUCCUCCCGCGCUUCCCUCUUCCUUGCCCUCCCUGCCUCUUUUUUUUUUCCCCGGUCGGAAGGCGAACACCAUGCCCUUCCUCCUCCUUCCCUUCUCUCCUUCCUUACUCCCUUCCAGAGCCUUCGCUUGCACUCCAAAUCCACUCCCCUUCAAUUCCCAUCUCAUCAUGAGCUUGGCUUCGAAUCUCAUUUCCCGGCCUGACGAAUGCCGGCAGGCGCGGUGCCAUACAGUCCCGGGACUGAGCGCCGAGGAGGUCGCCGCGGUUUCCGAGGAGGCAUUCGGGAGGCAUUCCUCUCCCGAUUUGAAGCGGAACGGCACCGGGAUCGCCAUCAUGUGGUUUAGAAACGACCUCCGGGUUCUGGACAACGAGGCGCUGAUCCGGGCGUUGGCGGCAUCUGAUGCCGUCUUACCGGUGUACUGUGUGGACCCUCGCCAUUUUGGGACUACCCAUUACUUCGGAUUUCCAAAAACUGGAGCAUUCAGAGCACAGUUUCUGAUAGAAAGUCUUGCUGACUUGAAAAAGAAUUUGAUGAAGCGUGGAUUAGACUUGCUAGUACGACAUGGAAAGCCUGAGGACAUCCUUCCUUCAGUUGCAAAAGCUCUUGGAGCCCAUACAGUUUAUGCUCACAAAGAAACUUGCAGCGAGGAGCUUCUUGUUGAACGACUUGUUCGCAAAGGCUUGCAUCAAUUAGCGGUAUGUGAGGGAGAAUCUUUGAAACAUAAACCUGUAUAUCCUAAGCUACAACUUAUAUGGGGAAGCACAAUGUACCAUAUAGACGAUCUUCCAUUUGAAGCAAAGAAUUUACCAGAUGUAUAUACACAGUUUCGUAAGGCUGUUGAAUCGAAGUGUUCAAUUAGGAGUUGCUUCAAGUUGCCAGCAUCACUUGGGCCACUACCCGGCAGUAGUUUGGAUGAAAUUGGUGGACAGGGAACCAUUCCUACACUUGAACAACUAGGACACUACGAGAAAAAGUUUGAACGAGGAAUACACUUUGUCGGAGGUGAGAAUGCAGCUUUGUGUAGGGUUCAUGAAUAUUUCUGGAAGACUGACAUGUUAAGGGUUUACAAGGAGACAAGGAAUGGUAUGUUAGGGCCAGAUUAUUCCACAAAAUUCUCUCCAUGGCUUGCUUUUGGUAGUCUUUCUCCACGUUAUAUCUAUGAAGAGGUAAAGAGAUACGAGAAGAAGCGCUUGGCAAAUGAUUCAACAUACUGGGUUCUAUUUGAGCUGAUAUGGAGGGACUACUUCAGGUUUCUUUCAAUAAAAUAUGGAAAUUCAAUUUUUCAUCUAGGGGGUCCAAGAAAAGUGAUGAUCAAAUGGAGCCAAGAUCAGUCACUAUUGGAGUCUUGGAGAGAUGGCCGAACAGGUUAUCCUCUCAUUGAUGCGAACAUGAAAGAGCUAUGUACCACUGGCUUCAUGUCAAACCGGGGGCGUCAGAUCGUCUGCUCAUUUCUGGUUCGAGAUAUGGGCAUAGACUGGCGCAUGGGAGCUGAGUGGUUUGAGACAUGUCUCUUGGAUUAUGAUCCAGCAUCAAAUUAUGGUAACUGGACUUAUGGAGCAGGAGUUGGUAAUGACCCAAGAGAAGAUCGGUAUUUUAGUGUCCCAAAACAAGCAAAAACCUAUGAUCCUGAAGGUGAGUAUGUUGCUUACUGGUUGCCAGAGCUACGAGCGCUUCCAAAGGAGAGAAGGAACUUCCCAGGACAAUCAUAUAUUAAGCAAGUUGUACCUUUAAAGUUUGAGAAUACAAAUCAGAGGAAUGAUCAUGCCAAAAGAGGUAAUGGGAGACGGAACAAUAUGCACCUAGGAUGAGAGGCCCCAUAUACUGAUAAUGCAAUAAAAUGACAGCAUAUGAAGAUUUUUUUUUUUAUAACCAGAAUUCAACUAGUGUUUCAUUGAAUAGAAACUAAAAGAUCAGUAGUUUAUGAUGAUUCAUUACCAGAAUUCAGAAUGAAAUAACAUCAUGCCAGAACAUCAGAUGUCUCUGAUGAUUUCUUUUUGCUUGAACUUGGAAUAAGUUACAUAAAUAUA